CAUCAUUCACUUGCUCUCAGUCUCAUUGAUCUGAUUAGCGGUGAGAGCACAGUGUUAAGAAGAAGAAGAACAGUGAGAAUGGAUUCUUUGUCCAACCUUUUGUUAAUGUGCGGACUUGUCAUGGUGACACUGCUGAAUGGAACUACUGGACAUGGGACUCACAGCAACCUGACCAAUGCUGUACACACUCUGCAAAUACAUCAUGGGCUAACAGAUACAAUGUGGGUGGGAAAAGCAGUUUUCACACCCUACUUGGGCAAAGUACCGGACACUUGCACUUGUGAGACGUUGAUGCUUCUGCGUAUGCUGAAUGGUUACAUGGACAUCUUUUCGGAGAUGCUGAAAAAGGCCAAGACUGAUGAGACUAAAAGUAGUCUGAAGGACCUCCAGGAAAGUGUGAAAGGACUGAAAGACAAAUAUAAAAAAGAACAGGCAGUGUGGAAGCAACUUCAUGACAUUAACUCCGUGAAGAAAGACGACAGUACGAUCCAAGGUGGAGCAGUGAAUGACUUUAUCUCUGUGUAUGAUAAAGCCUUAGAAGCUGGACAACAUUCCAAGAAGACCCGCUCGCUACUCAAGAGUUUUCUACAACGUUAGGAGACUUUUCAUUCAAGCAUGAGACAAAUCUGCAUUACUUUAGUCAUUUAGUCUGGUUCAUCUGUGUUAUUUAUCAAACUUAAUUUAACUAUUAUUUACCAUUUUAAUUUAACAUAUUUAUUUUCAUCUCAAAAUUUAAGAUAUCUGUAAAAUCUAACUUAUUUUGCUGUGCAAUUCAGUCUACAGUU
Messenger RNA from Neoarius graeffei (lesser salmon catfish), 785 nucleotides. It is a transcript of the gene ifng1r, whose product is annotated as interferon gamma related. Gene Ontology annotation, molecular function: type II interferon receptor binding. NCBI's taxonomy places the organism in Eukaryota, Metazoa, Chordata, Actinopteri, Siluriformes, Ariidae. The record is from RefSeq and is a predicted model, not a curated record. Bases 79 to 597 code for a protein of 172 amino acids. Gene Ontology annotation, biological process: immune response. Gene Ontology annotation, cellular component: extracellular region. The transcript has 4 exons.